UCUCUCUCUGACCCUCUCUCGCCUCUAUAUAACCCCAUUGAGUUGGUUUCCUCCACGCAAAAGAGAAACUCAGUGUGUUAUACGACAAAGGUACCUGAUACUUUAUUCAUUCCUUGAAAAUACAUAGCCUCUACCCAAUAUACAAUAACCCAUUGGGCAUUGAUUGUAAUUUGCAAUCUGCUAUUUCUUUUUUUUUUCUUUCUCUUUUUUGGAUUUCACGAAAUUUUCUCAUAUUAUCUAUCACCUUAAUCUGCUGCUUGCUCACCUAUAUUACUUUUAAUGUGCCGACAAAUGAGAAAAAAGCAAGUCCUUGUUUUGGAUGCUUUGGUCUCCUAUUCUUCCUCAUACCCAUUAUUGAUUGUUGAAUCCUGAACCUGUUCCUGUGUUGGGUUCAUUUACUUUUGAUCGGAAUCGGUUCCCAAAGCGAAAUCGGUAUCUGGGUACCCUGGAUUUUGCUUGUUUAUUACCUCUAAAUUUGGGCAAAUCUUGUGACGGCUUCUAUCCUCUUGGUGUUUGUUUCUUGUGACUAACUGGAGGCUCUUAGAACUUUGAAAAUAUCUGCUUCUUGUUUUUCUACCGCUGUAAUAAUAUAUGGGCUGAGGUGCACAUUUCAUGGGAGGUGUGGGAGAUGAAGAACCAGCCACAAAACGCAUGAAAUUAUCCCCUGGACAAUUGAGAGGUCUAUCCAACGGUUCAUCUAUUACAGAGCCUGUAGCUGGCUCUUCAAGAGACUUGAUGGCUCGGCCCCUAACAUCUGAAGGGGACGAAGAGGUUGUUGGUUCAAAAGGAGUUAUUAAGAGGGUGGAAUUUGUCCGACUAAUAGCAAAGGCACUAUAUUCUCUUGGCUAUAAGAAAAGUAGUGCUCAUUUGGAAGAAGAGUCUGGGAUACCGUUGCACUCUUCUGUGGUAACUCUUUUUAUGCAGCAAAUUCUGGACGGAAAUUGGGAUGGAAGUGUCGACACAUUGCAAAAAAUUGGUCUAUCAGAUGAAAACAUUACUAAAUCAGCCUCCUUUAUGAUAUUGGAGCAGAAGUUCUUUGAACUUCUAGAUGAUGAAAAAGACAUGGAUGCACUGAAGACAUUGAGGACUGAGAUUGUACCUCUCUGCAUCAAUGGUAGUAGAGUUCGUGAGCUUUCUUCCUGCAUAGUUUCGCCUUCAUUUGGUGGGACUCCUGGUAAAAACAUUGCAAGGGCCAAGUCUCGGCCAAAGUUACUGGAAGACUUGCAGAAACUGCUUCCCCCAACAGUUAUGAUACUUGAAAGACGGUUGGAACAUUUGGUUGAACAGGCCCUAGUCUUACAACGUGAUGCUUGCAUUUUUCACAACUCCUUGAACGAGGAAAUGUCUUUGUACACUGAUCAUCGAUGUGGGAGAGAUCAGAUUCCUUCUCGAACAUUACAGAUAUUACAAGCACACAGUGACGAAGUCUGGUUUCUGCAAUUUUCACACAAUGGGAAAUACUUAGCUUCAUCAUCAAGUGAUCGAUUAGCAAUCAUAUGGGAGGUUGAUGUGAAUGGUUGUGUUUCUUUAAAGCAUAGACUAUCUGGUCACCAGAAACCUGUUUCCAUAGUUUCAUGGAGUCCUGAUGACCAUCAGCUCCUCACCUGUGGAGUGGAGGAGGUGGUCAGGCGUUGGGAUGUUUCUUCUGGUGAAUGCCUCCAUGUUUAUGAAAAACCUGGUCUUGGUCUGGUGUCCUGUGGAUGGUUUCCAGAUGGAAAAUGGAUAUUCUCUGGUGUCAGUGACAAGAGCAUCUGCAUGUGGGAGUUAGAUGGGAAGGAGCUGGAGUGCUGGAAAGGCCAACGAACUUUACGAAUCUCUGAUUUGGAGAUAACCAGUGAUGGGAAGCAAAUUAUAAGUACUUGUAGAGAUAAUGCUAUAUUACUACUUGACAGGGAAGCCAAAGUUGAGAUAUUGAUUGAAGAGGAUCAAACUAUAACUUCUUUUUCAUUAUCAAGAGAUAAUAGGUUCUUGUUGGUUAAUCUUCUGAACCAAGAAAUCCAUCUCUGGAGCAUAGAAGGUGAAAUCAAGCUUGUUGCUAAGUACAAAGGUCACAAACGCACCCGAUUUGUUAUCAGGUCUUGUUUUGGUGGACUUGAACAAGCUUUCAUCGCUAGUGGUAGUGAGGAUUCACAGGUUUACGUAUGGCAUAGAGGCUCAGGGGAGCUCAUAGAGGCAUUGCCAGGUCAUUCUGGAGCUGUUAAUUGUGUCAGCUGGAAUCCAACAAACACACACAUGUUAGCCUCAGCCAGUGAUGACCGUACAAUUCGGAUAUGGGGCCUAAAGGAGCUAAAAGUGAAACACAGGGAUGCACACAGCAAUGGCGUCCAUUAUUGCAAUGGGGGAACUUGAAAAAGACUUGAAAAGCAAAUUGCUGGUUAUAAUUUCUCUGACCAUUGCUUUUAUGUAAAUACCUUAUCAUCGUCAAAAUCAGACAUUCAUGUCAAACAAGCAUGUGGAUUGUGCAGCAAGUAUCUAUAAUAAAUCUACUAUUUCAUUUAUAGUA
Molecule: messenger RNA, 2503 nt
Organism: Prunus persica (peach)
Lineage: Eukaryota; Viridiplantae; Streptophyta; Magnoliopsida; Rosales; Rosaceae
Product: WD repeat-containing protein 26
Exons: 5
Coding region: 613-2349 (578 amino acids)
Molecular function (GO): protein binding
Source: RefSeq, a predicted model, not a curated record